Messenger RNA from Mangifera indica (mango), 1795 nucleotides. Its product is annotated as protein PIN-LIKES 6-like. Gene Ontology annotation, cellular component: membrane. The transcript has 11 exons. Bases 190 to 1440 code for a protein of 416 amino acids. Lineage: Eukaryota; Viridiplantae; Streptophyta; Magnoliopsida; Sapindales; Anacardiaceae. Gene Ontology annotation, biological process: endoplasmic reticulum to cytosol auxin transport. The record is from RefSeq and is a predicted model, not a curated record.
CUUCUACUUCUUGAAGCCUCUGGUUUUCUUCUUACGAAUUCAAAUUUCAGUUGAAGUUUCCAAAAUUUUAUUACGUGUAUGUAUGAUUUCACAUUUUUCAUUUCAAGCUUCAGUUUCAAUUUCAAGUAGGAACCGUUCAAGGUUUGAUUAGAUAGCUGAGGAUUGGGGGAAGGAGCGGAGGAGGAGAAGAUGGAGCGGUGGUUAUCGAGAAUGUUGGUGGAGCAUGGAGCAGCUGCGCCGGGGCAAUCUUUGAUUUCCACUAUAAAGAUUGCUGUUUUGCCUAUUGCUAAAGUUUUUACUAUGUGCUUUUUAGGGUUUCUUAUGGCUUCUAAGUAUGUGAAAAUCUUGCCUGCUUCUGGGAGAAAGCUUUUGAAUGGGUUGGUUUUUACACUGUUGCUUCCGUGCUUCAUCUUUUCACAACUUGGGCAAGCUAUUACCAUUAGGAAAAUGCUUGAGUGGUGGUUUAUUCCUGUGAAUGUUGUCUUGGGUAGCAUAUCAGGAUCGUUAAUUGGUUUAGUUAUUGCUCAUAUCGUGCGUCCGCCAUAUCCCUUCUUCAAGUUUACAAUUAUACAUGUUGGAAUAGGAAACAUCGGUAACAUGCCACUGGUUGUGCUUGCUGCUUUAUGUAGAGACCAGUCCAACCCUUUUGGUGACUCAGAUAAAUGUAAAACAGAUGGGACUGCUUAUAUUUCAUUUGGACAGUGGGUUGGUGCAAUCAUCCUGUAUACAUACGUAUUCCAGAUGUUGGCACCUCCUCCUGAAGGUACCUUUUAUCCCGAGGAAGCAGUUAUCCUUCCCAUCAAGGACACUCUAAAAAAUGCCACAAAAACGUCUGAGCAGGUUCCAUUGCUGAACCAGGAGUUGGUACCAUCAGAUCUGUGUGCUCCAGGGAGAGGAAAGAUUGCAGAUUUUUUUUCUUGGAUCUAUGAAAAGUUGAAGCUGAAGCAAAUCCUUCAACCCCCAAUCAUUGCUUCUAUUCUAGCCAUGGUACUUGGUGCAAUACCGUUCCUUAAGAAGUUGAUAUUUACAAGUGAUGCCCCACUUUUCUUCUUUACAGACAGCCUUCUAAUUCUUGGGGAAGCCACGAUUCCAUGCAUUUUGUUGGCAUUAGGAGGCAACCUUGUAGAUGGACCUGGAAGUUCAAAACUUGGUUUGAGGACAACUGCCGCUAUUGUUUUUGGAAGACUGGUGUUGGUUCCUCCUGCAGGACUUGGCAUUGUAAUGUUGGCUGAUAAGCUUGGCUUCCUUCCUGCCGGAGAUAAGAUGUUCCGAUUUGUCCUUCUCCUUCAGCACUCAAUGCCCACAUCCGUCCUUUCCGCUGCCGUUGCCAAUUUAAGGGGUUGUGGAAAGGAGGCGGCCGGAGUAUUAUUCUGGGUUCAUAUAUUUGCUGUUUUCUCAAUUGCCGGAUGGAUUGUUCUCUUUCUCAACAUACUCUUCUGAAAAAUUGGAUCAAAUUGAUGCUUUGCUAGGUCCAGAUAUUCCUAUUUAUUCCCUGUUCAUGGAUGUUAGUAGCCUAGGUUAAUCUCGAAUUAGAAGUUUUUGUCGCCCAUAUAUCGGUAAUAUUAAGGGGCAUUUGUAAUCUAGAGUAAUAUUAUACAUAUCUGUUUUGAGUACACAAAUGAAUAUACACAUAUGUAUGUCAUUAUGUGAUUGAAUAUUGUUUUAUCUUUAAUUCAAAGUUAUUCAAUCAUAUGAUGACACACAUCGAAUAUGUACACAAAGUGGAUAUGUAUAAUUUUAUUGUUGUAAUCUAUUAUGCAAAUGUAGUAAUGUUCAUUCCAUUUCAAUUCUUCAA